AUGGCUGACGUGGACGCCGGCGGCGAGAUCUCCGCCCUGGUGAUCGACAAUGGCUCCGGGAUGGUCAAGUCCGGCUUCGCCGGCGACGACAGCCCGCGCUGCGUGUUCCCCUCCAUUGUGGGCCGGCCCCGCCACCAGGGCGUGAUGGUGGGCAUGGGCCAAAAGGACGUGUACGUCGGCGACGAGGCCCAGGCCAAGCGCGGCAUCCUCUCCCUGAAGUACCCCAUCGAGCACGGCGUCGUCAUCAACUGGGAGGACAUGGAGAAGAUCUGGUACCACACCUUCUACAACGAGCUGCGCGUGGCCCCCGAGGAGCACCCCGUGCUGCUGACGGAGGCCCCCCUCAACCCCAAGCAGAACCGCGAGAAGAUGACGCAGAUCAUGUUCGAGACGUUCAACGUGCCCGCCAUGUACGUCUCCUACCAGGCCGUCCUCUCCCUGUACGCCUCCGGCCGCACCACGGGUAUCGUGCUGGACUCCGGCGACGGCGUGACGCACACGGUGCCGAUCUACGAGGGCUACGCGCUGCCGCACGCGAUCAUGCGCCUCGACCUCGCCGGGCGCGACCUGACGGACUACCUGAUGAAGAUCCUCACCGAGCGCGGCUACUCCUUCACCACCUCGGCCGAGCGCGAGAUCGUGCGCGACAUCAAGGAGAAGCUGACCUACGUCGCGCUCGACUACGAAACCGAGAUGGCCACCUCCAUGUCCUCGUCCCAGGUGGAGAAGUCGUACGAGCUGCCGGACGGGCAGGUGAUCACCGUGGGCACGGAGCGGUUCCGCUGCCCGGAGGUGCUGUUCAACCCGUCGCUGAUCGGCAUGGAGGCGCAGGGCAUCCACGAGACGGCGUUCGGGUCCAUCAUGAAGUGCGACGUCGACAUCCGCAAGGAGCUGUACGGCAACAUCGUGCUGUCCGGCGGCACGACGAUGUUCCCCAACAUCUCGGACCGCAUGUCGCGCGACAUCUCGUCGCUCGCGCCCACGGCCAUGAAGAUCAAGGUCGUGGCGCCGCCCGAGCGCAAGUACUCGGUCUGGAUCGGCGGGUCGAUCCUCGCGAGCCUGACGACGUUCCAGCAAAUGUGGGUCUCGAAGCAGGAAUACGAGGAGUCGGGCCCGUCCAUCGUGCACCGCAAGUGCUUCUGA
Pedinophyceae sp. YPF-701 is the source of this 1143-nucleotide messenger RNA. Lineage: Eukaryota; Viridiplantae; Chlorophyta; Pedinophyceae. The record is from the annotation of a GenBank genome assembly.